Messenger RNA from Schizosaccharomyces japonicus yFS275, 958 nucleotides. RefSeq names its product C-8 sterol isomerase Erg2. Bases 54 to 713 code for a protein of 219 amino acids. Lineage: Eukaryota; Fungi; Ascomycota; Schizosaccharomycetes; Schizosaccharomycetales; Schizosaccharomycetaceae. Gene Ontology annotation, biological process: ergosterol biosynthetic process; sterol biosynthetic process. Gene Ontology annotation, cellular component: endoplasmic reticulum membrane. The record is from RefSeq and is a predicted model, not a curated record. The transcript has a single exon.
AAAGAAACUGUCUUAUUCCACUUCUACCUCUAGUACGUUCUUUCUUUCGUAUAAUGAAAAUCUGUAAAACCUGGGUUGUGCUCUUCGCCGUCUUCGCUGCGGUUAUAGGAUAUAUCCAAAAAUACCAUCUAAGAUCGUUCUUCCGUCUUGACCCUGUCAAGUUGCAGGAACUUUCUCAGCAGUCUAUUGCCUUAUAUCCAAAUGACACUCGUAGUCUUUUCUAUGAUUUGAACCAGCGUCUUAUUGCUGAGUAUGGUGACCUUAUUGAACCCUACAACGAUGAGGAUUGGGUCCAUAACAAUGCCGGAGGAGCCAUGGGUACUAUGUUUAUCUUGCACGCUUCUAUCACCGAGUACCUCAUCUUCUUUGGAACUCCCGUCGGCACUGAAGGACAUUCUGGAGUACAUAUGGCUGAUGAUUACUUCACCAUCCUUGUAGGUCAACAAAUGUGUGCGUCGGCUACCGAUUUGGAGCCUCGUAUCUACCGUCCCGGUGAACAGAACCAUCUUGAGUGGGGAAAAACAGCACAAUACGUGAUGCCAUCAGGUGAGGCUUGCUGGGCUUUGGAACUGGCUCAAGGUUGGAUUCCCGCCAUGCUUCCUUUUGGUUUCUGGGACACUCUCUUCUCUACUCUGGACUUCGGCACUCUUUUCAGAACCGUACAGUUGACUGCUAGCCGUAUGGUGAAAAGCCUUCUUCACGGCAAAUUUUAAGCACUGUUCAUGGUAUCUUGUACUUCUAGGAACGAAAACGUUCACAACUGUCCCAGCACUAACUUCUCUUUUCUUGUACAACAUGUGCUGGAUGCAGUUAACAACUUGUAAGAUUUAGUUGACCUUUUUGGAUACCCGACCAAAAUGUACAUUCUUAUCACACACAUGUAAUCAACGUGUUUACAGACAGAACAGUUCUUCUGUUAGUUUAUACAAUAUCAUACUCAUACUCUCCUCUCUCCUCG